Pectinophora gossypiella (pink bollworm) is the source of this 1989-nucleotide messenger RNA. Its product is annotated as alpha-protein kinase 1-like. Bases 1 to 1989 code for a protein of 662 amino acids. The transcript is spliced from 3 exons. NCBI's taxonomy places the organism in Eukaryota, Metazoa, Arthropoda, Insecta, Lepidoptera, Gelechiidae. The record is from RefSeq and is a predicted model, not a curated record.
AUGAAUUUGAGAAAAGAGUCAGUAUUGCCAGCUAUAACUAUAGACGAAGAGUUAGCUGACAGAAACGAAAUUCUGAAUAAUUCAAAUAACUUGACAGCGGAAAUGACCGAUUAUUGUCCGAAUGAAAAAGAAAACAAGACACCUGAAAAGAAAACCGAAGAUGACAUGAUGAAAUACAAAGAUGAUAUCAUAGACAUCACUGAUGAAACUAUUGAUGAAUCUAACUUUAUUUAUGAUGAUGGCGAGGGUGAUGGCAAUGAUGAACUAGUGAACACACUGGUAGAUGUGAGUGAUCGAAACAAGGCUAUUUUAAGUAAUUUUUAUGGAACAUUGAUGGCACAAAAGAACAAAGAAGCAGAAGCCGACAAUGCAAACACCGAUACACCUAACAUUGAAAAGGUGGUUGACGUUUCAAAUAUUAUCAGUCAAGUACUGGUCAAAUCCAGUAACAAAAUUCUUGUAGCCUCUACACCUAAAACAUGCAAUAACAACCAGCAAGUCAUAGAAAAUACAGAAAACUUUUCACCUAUAAGUGAAGCGCCCAGUGAUGUGGCAAGUAAUAAUGGCGAUCAGGAGUUGCAAGAACAGGAAGCUCCAGCGCCACUUGGGUCUCCAGUGAACAAAAACGAGUCACUUCCAUUACAGCAGUUAGCUGCGAACUUUUUGCGGCUGCAACAGGAGCAGCUGCAGAAAAAACAGCUUGAACAACAACAGCUUCACCAACAACAGCUUCGAGAUCAACAGCUUCGAGAACAACAGCUUCGAGAACAACAGCUUCGAGAACAACAGUUGCAGCAACAACAGUUUCAACAACAACAGCUUCAACAACAACAGCUACAACAACAACAGCUUCAACAACAACGGUUUCAACAACAACAGCAGCAGCAGCAGCAGCAGCAGCAGCAGCAACAACAGCCGCAGCACCUGCUGCAGGAACAACAUAUAAACCAGAUGUUGUUUUUGCGAUUUAUGCAGGAUACUCAAGCGGCGAUGAACAAUGACCAGCAGACCAAACAGCUGCCGUACAGACCGGAGAUGCAAACUGCCGUCGCAUAUCCGUCGUUCAUCAGUCCGCAGCACGCAAAUAACGGACUCAUGAUGAAUACAAUGCAGAUGCCGAUGCAACCGCCGCCUUUUGUUGCGCCGCCUUGGAAUCCAACUUACCCAAUUAGACCAGAGAACACUACAGGUCAGGGUUUAUACCAGCAUGCUCCGAGGGCCGCUCCACCUUCCGCUCCUGGGCUGCCAGUUCUCCCUGUACCAGUACACCCUGUAGCAGCUCUCCCUGCGCCAGCGUUCCCGGCGGACAAUCCCUUAGGGUACCGUUUUAUACAGCAUUCACCACAGCAACAUCUGUAUCCGCAUCCGCAACCACAGCACCAACAACAAGAACAGCAACAACAACCUGUUGUUGAGCAGCGACCAGUGCCCAAGCGAUCUCAAAGAGGAAAAAAACGAGUGAAGAAUACUCAAACUCGCGCUGUGGCCGGCCCGUAUGUGCGUUCUUCGGCGCCGACACCGUCUGACGGCUCAAUUGGGGAUAGAGAACAUCCUCAGCAAAUGACGUCAUAUGAACAGAUGCUGAUGAUGGAUCAUCACAACAAGAUGAAAGCUCAGGAAAUGGCGCACCAGAAAAGUAUACAGGAAGAGCUGCAGAAAAAACAUCACGAAGAGCAGCAGAAAAGGUUGCAGGGUCUGGAGCUGCAAAAACGAUCGUGGGAGACGCCACCGGCGGCGACACUGACCAGUUAUCCGAACAAAAUCCAGGAAGAGCAGCAGAAAAGGUUGCAGGGUAUGGAACUACAACAACGGCCGUGGGAAACGCCACCGGCGGCGGCAUCGGCAGCAGCAGCGGCGGCGGCGGCAGCGACCAAUUAUCUGAACACUCUAAACAAAAUUCGGGAAGAGCAGCAACAAAGGUUGCAGCUGGGGGGGUUGCAGAAACCCUCUUGGGAGACGCCGCCAAAUAAUUUAUAUCCACGCCAGUAA